This is a messenger RNA of Andrographis paniculata, 2303 nucleotides long. RefSeq names its product receptor-like cytosolic serine/threonine-protein kinase RBK1. Gene Ontology annotation, molecular function: protein kinase activity; ATP binding. The transcript has 8 exons. Lineage: Eukaryota; Viridiplantae; Streptophyta; Magnoliopsida; Lamiales; Acanthaceae. The coding region runs from base 319 to 1749 and encodes 476 amino acids. The record is from RefSeq and is a predicted model, not a curated record. Gene Ontology annotation, biological process: protein phosphorylation.
UUCAUUCGUUGGUAGCUACUUUUCAGUUUUCCCUCUCAUUCUCAUCUCCUCACUCACUCUGUUUGUCUUCAAACAUCUCCACCAUCCUUCCUUGCCACAUUAUUAAUUCCUACCUUCAUUCUUUCUCUCUCUCUGUCUCUCUUCUCCGUCGGUUGUUGCUGGUCGGAGCAGGGAAUCGGAGGUAGCGAAACAUUCUUGAAUUCACCGAAAUUCUUACAGUGUCUGAGAAUAUUUUUCGAGCGCAGGAAGGAAGGAGAAUUGCUUUUUUGUUGAGCUCUUUUUUCCAUCGUUUGGGUUAGGGAGAAUCUGCUUAUUGCGAUGGAAGGAGCUUUCGAACAUGAGGAAAGGGAUUAUGUCAGGAAGGAGAAAGAGGAAGAAGAAGAAGAUAGAGGCGCGGGAGAAAUGGAGGAGCAAUCAUCUCCACGUGGCAUUCUGGAGGUACACGUGUCGGGUUCGGAUUCGGACAACAGCGGCAGCCUAAUGGACAGCCGGAGCAGCAGCUUCGGCGGCGAAAAGUCACCGGAGACGGCGGAGAAAGCGGCGGCCGCCACCGCCGAAGCCGAUUGGAGCUACGGGAAUUUGAAUUGGAAGAAAUUGCUAGGGCAGGUUAAGAAGUCGUCGCCGACAUGGAGAUUCUCGAACAUUCCUGUCCUCGCAGGUUAUAAUCUGUCCAAAAAGUCGGGGAAGAAGUCGAGGAGCCGAGUGUCGGUCGACGCCCUCGAUUGCGGCGAUUUCGUGAUGCCCAAACCGUCGUGGAGGAACUUCACCUACGAUGAACUCAAACAAGCCACAGAUGAUUUCAGCCCCGAUAAGUUGCUCGGGAAAGGAGGGCACGCCGAAGUGUACAAAGGGAGCUUGUCGGACGGUCAAGUUGUCGCCGUGAAGAAGAUAAUAAAGGAGCAAAAAAAUAACGAGGAUAAGAUUCGCGAUUUCUUGACUGAGCUCGGGAUUCUUGCACACAUUGACCAUCCGAAUGCUGCAAAACUGAUCGGUUUCGGUUGCGACAGGGGCUUGUUUCUUGUCCUCCAGUUUUCACCACACGGAAGUCUCGGAACUGCGCUGCACGGUUCCGAUGAAGACAGUAUGGACUGGCAAAUUCGAUACAAAGUGGCGGUUGGAAUUGCCGAGGGGUUAGAGUAUCUGCACUGUGGCUGUCAAAGGCGAAUAAUUCAUCGAGACAUAACAGCCUCGAACAUACUGCUGUCUGAAGAUUACCAGGCCGAGAUAUCCGAUUUCGGGCUGGCGAAAUGGCUGCCGGAGAAUUGGGCUAACAUCGUUGUUUCGCCAAUUGAAGGCACUUUUGGGUACAUGGCUCCCGAGUACUUCAUGCACGGGAUAGUUCACGAGAAGAGCGACGUAUUUGCCUUUGGAGUUCUCCUGCUCGAGCUUAUUACAGGUCGCCGUGCAGUUGAUUCCAGCCGGCAAAGCCUCGCAAUAUGGGCGAAGCCCCAUCUCGAUCAAAACAAUGUUAAGGAAAUAGCAGAUCCUCGACUAGGAGAUUCCUACGAUGUUGUCGAAAUGAAGCGCGCCAUGUACACAGCCUCUGUUUGCAUCAACCACUUGCCUAAUAUGCGACCAAACAUGACGGGGGUUGUGCAGCUGCUGAAGGGAACGCACGAGGGCAUAGAGAUGAAUCAAAGAUCCGCGACCGAAAGAACAAUGCUAUUCGAUACUUGCGACGUUGAGGGCUAUACAUCUUCGACGUACCUCAAGGACUUAAACCGCCACAUGGAGCUUGUUAUGGAGUGAAGCGCGGCCACCCCCUCGAUCGAUCCCCGGCUGUCUUCUUCAGGCAAGCAAUGGUGUGAAUCACAACUGAUGUUGUCCUAAUGUGUGUGUGUAUAUAUAUAUAUUACUCUGCAGGCAUUGCAGAACAAACAAUGAGAAGAGCUAGCCUUAAAGUUUCCCAAGCUUUUCUCGUUAUUACUUAAGAACAGAAAAAAAAACCUCGCCGCCGGCUAGUUCGAAAAACGGCGCAGACGAUCGGCUACCUUGUUAAGGAAGAAGCAUGAUGGAUUGAUUUGAUUGUAUGCAUACAUAAUAUAAAGUAGUAGUAAGUUCUGCCUCGUGUUUUCUUCUUAGGUUUUGUUCUUUGCUUAGGAAAUGGUGAGUGUUGUUUGGAUCGAUCGCAAUGUUUGUCUGGUUGUCUGUCUGUCUGUAUGUUUGUUAUCGUCAAUCCAAAGUAUGAUAUGAUUAGAUUACUUUUGUAUUCGAAAGUACUCAUGCAAGAGUACAAGUUUGUCUCUGCACAAAAGUUGCAUUCUUGGUUUAAUUUUUAUUUCUUUUUUAUCCACACACGCACU